UCCCCACCCACCUAAUUUGAGAUGGUGAUACUGGUACUAGCCUGCGCUCGACAUGCGCCUGGGCCCGACCAAGCACCUACCUACGUGUCCGACUCCCACCGUCCCACGAGCUGCCAGCCACCACGACCGGAGUCCACAGGCGUUAGGUUAGGGUUUCCCAGGGGUCCUCAGCCCUCCAUGUCGACUAGACUAGUGACUGGAGUAUUCUCGACUAGCAUUUGCUCACUCACGCACUCACCUCAUGUCGUCUGUCUGGGCAGGCACGGAUGGAUCAUGGCCCAGACUAGGCUCGGAGGCAGGUGGAGCGUUCGUCGGCUUUGAUGUUAUAUAGAUCCGUCGACGGGCAACUUCACCCAUCUUCUCGUGAUGCAAUCCAAUCGCAAUCAAUCCGAUGCUGUCACAUGACCCAGACUCUCUACACUUCACGUGGUAUGAGACACGAUGACACUCGGCAGGACAUUACUACCACAAACUAUCGUGGAUCGCAUAGUCGAUCACCUGCGUGCGGACAAUGAGUACGCCAGCCUCGCUCCGUACGCGACUGUCUCCAAGCAAUGGCAGAUCGCGGUGGAGAGGCACACCUUUCGCCAGCUGUACAUAUCAUCCGCGAGGCUCGAGGAGCUCAACACCAUUGUAUGCCGACGGAGACAAUGUACUCUUCAGGUCAUCACGCUUCACAUCGCCCUAGCGUCGUACCAUAGGAACCAGCGCGGUGAUGCCGAGUCUCGCGAAGACGGCUCGGCAACGACACGCAUCUUCACAAGCUUCAUGCAGGACUUCUUUGGCACUCUGUCAAAGUGGGAGGUCGAGCACGGCCCCCCGGAAGGGAUACACGUGGAGAUCCUCAUCGAGUCACCAAGCGAUGAAUCCUCCUCGUCAUCGCGACGCGUCUCGCCUGCAACGACCCGACGCGCGAGGGCCAGUCCAGUCCGCAUCGACCUGCACCGCGACGCUCUCCCUGCGGCAUUGGUCGCUUCGGCCUUGACAUGCACCGGUCGCCAUAUCGAACUGACGAGCGUCCUCCUGCUCCUCGAGAAGAUGCCAAACCUCAGGCUGCUCGAUACCGAGCUUGAGCACGACACCAACGGCAGCAAAGACUUGGAGCAAAGACGAGAAUUUGUGCUCGGACUCGAGCUCUACGCGCCAAAGGUCACGGACCUUCGCCUUCGACGACCGCAGAACGCCUCCGAGCCACGAAACAGGCCGCCCCGCGAGGCGCGCGCCCUUUUCUACAAUGUUCUAGCCAGCUACACUCGCCGGUGCACCGACCUGACCUUUGACGACUCGGUCGACGCCAGGGAGUUCUUUGCUCCCUAUGCCGACGAAUCGGACCAGGCGAAUAGACACCGUCAUCCUGGUACCUGGAGGAGGUUGGAAAGACUGCAUAUUCGCAAUUCGUACAUGCUGCGACGGCCGUACAUGCGCGUUGCGACUCGUGCCACAGCGUUGCAGCACGUGCACGAAGUCUUGACACUGGUGGGACGCGCGUUGCGUGCCAUGCCCGUCGUCGAGAACGUGCGAAUAAGGCAAUACAUCUUGACAGAAGAAGGACUGCAAACGAUAUCUGUCCAGUAUUAUUUCGACGGCCGAGUCCCCACGAUCAGAUUCUCCGGCAUCAAGCCCGUCAGAGCCACGCUGGAAGCAUGGAGGGCAAGUGUCAGGGAAAGACGGGGAGCGCAUCUACGCGUCGAUGUUGAUGCGCCGGGUGUCCAGGAUUGAGGGACAUGCCCUUGCACGAAAGCGACUGGAUUGUGUGAUGAUAACGAUGCACGAUAGAUACGAGUAACUUUGUAAUGUACACGACAUAGAGACGCUAGAUAUAUACACACGCAAAAUACGAUAAUGUACUGUUUCAACGACCUUGUGGUCCAGUGGUUAGCUUA
Emericellopsis atlantica is the source of this 1883-nucleotide messenger RNA. RefSeq lists its product as uncharacterized. The transcript is spliced from 3 exons. The record is from RefSeq and is a predicted model, not a curated record. NCBI's taxonomy places the organism in Eukaryota, Fungi, Ascomycota, Sordariomycetes, Hypocreales, Bionectriaceae. Bases 442 to 1719 code for a protein of 425 amino acids.